Molecule: messenger RNA, 732 nt
Organism: Psilocybe cubensis
Lineage: Eukaryota; Fungi; Basidiomycota; Agaricomycetes; Agaricales; Agrocybaceae
Exons: 3
Coding region: 1-732 (243 amino acids)
Source: RefSeq, a predicted model, not a curated record
AUGGUUGACUCGUCGGCGUCACCACCAGCGCCAGAAAAUACGAAAAGUAGGGUUCCUAUAUGGAUUCCAGUAUCUGCGUUCAUUGGCACGAGUUUGGCUUUGGCCAUUCCAUUGUUCAUGCUACGUAGGCAGCGCACAGGAAAACUCAAUCGGUUACCUCUGAAAGGUUCGACGGCACCUCCGCCAAGAAGGGCGACAGGAACUGCUGCUGCUUUACCUGUGACAACAGCUCCCAGUCCGCAAAAUACAACGGUUGUUCACGAAAGCAUCAAGGAAGCUUUGAACGCCGACGGUCCAUCCCUUUCAUCAGCGCUUGCCCAGAUGAACGCAUCAUCUGGCCUACUAGCGGCCAAAGCUUUUGCCAUUGCCACGGGACUGGUCGCGGUAGGAGGUUUUGGGAUGGUUUGGAUGGUGAAAACGACACUCGGUGUGUCGGAUGCGCGUGAAUUCGGUCACAGAGCGAGAACCCUCAUACGUUUGAUUGCCCCGAGCUUAACCUCAAGGAUACACCGAGCAUCAGAAGAAGAUGCUGCACGCGGAGACCCACCUUUGGAAGGUAUGGAAGAUUGGAAGUGGUCGGAAGCCGAGGGACGAUUAAGCAUUGCCUACGAAAAAGGAGGGUUUCCACUUUGGGCACAAAUGGUGGUUCACGAACUUGAAGCUGAAGCCCGCGUUGAACGCAUCAAGCGAGAGAAGGAGUCAGUAACAAAACAAGGUCGAGAAGUUUCCUAG